Molecule: messenger RNA, 351 nt
Organism: Ilex paraguariensis (yerba mate)
Lineage: Eukaryota; Viridiplantae; Streptophyta; Magnoliopsida; Aquifoliales; Aquifoliaceae
Source: the annotation of a GenBank genome assembly
AUGACAGACACCAAGCAGAAAGCAACGAAAACUGAAUCAAGUUCCAGUAUCAUGGCAUUGGCAGGAUUAAGCUGCUUUCAAUUUUCCAUCUUGCUUCUCCUUUCAAGUCUUUUCUCCCCAACAAGUUGCCUUAGCCAUCAUCAAAACAACAAACAUGCCGCCCUCUUCAUUUUUGGUGAUUCCCUUUUCGAUCCAGGAAACAAUAACUACAUCAACACUACCAUCAAUUUCCAGGCAAAUUUUUGGCCGUAUGGUGAAUCUUUCUUCAAGUACCCAACUGGAAGGUUUUGCGAUGGCCGUCUCAUCCCCGACUUUAUCGACCUUAGCUUACCUACCGCCCUAGUAUUGUAA